AGUAGUAAUAGUAGUUGUUCUUGUAGUAGAAGUAGUAGGAGUAGGCUGAUAGUAUGUAUAUAUAAGUAUUAGUAUUAGUAUUAGUAGUAGUAAUAGUAGUGGUAGUAGUAGUGGUAGUAGCAGUAGUAGCAGCAUCAGUGCCACAAGCUCCCCCCAUCAGUGCCAGGAAGCAACUAAGCCUCGCCGUCAUUUUCUGGCACUCAACACAAAGGAGGCACCUCAACAGGCCGUCAUUCUGGAGCAGGGAGAGCCACGCCCCCUUCCCAUCCGCCCCUCCCAUUGGCUAACGCUCACACAACCCUGCACGCUGAUUGGCUCUCGUUCCCAACAUGGCGGCGGUAGGAGCGCUUUCAUUACCUAACACACAAAAAUAAUCCCACUUUUUAAUUACGAAACACGGGACUAAGCACAUAUAAAGAGGUUCCAGUAUGUAUUAAUGAGGUACUAGUAUGUAUUAUGUAUGGAUAGUGUGUAGUAAGGGAGUGUAAGGGAGUUUGUGUGUCUAUGAAUGCUGCAAUGUUGACAAAUAUGACGCACGUGGGAGGGGCGAGUCAGCUGAGAGGAGGGAGAGACUGGCAGUCGAGAAGGAGCAUUCAGGGAGGAUGGAAGUGUGCCCCGCCUCACCCCCGCGGCCCUACGCCAUCACCUCGCCUUCCAUAUUAGAGUUCAACCAGAUGUGGCAGGACCUGGAGUCAGUCUUGAUGGAGGAGGCAGGAGUGGCGGCCCCCCAGCACCUCCCCGCCCCCCAGGCCCCCCUCCCGCUGCCCCCCACUCCCCCGGGCUCAGAGACGGAGGGCGAGGGGGGCGGGGUGGCUGCCCUCCCUCCCAUCACGGCGGCCUUCCCCCACCACCACCCACAACAGUACCUGGAGCCCCCCCCUCCCCCGCCCCCCACCCACUAUUACUAUUACUACCACCCACAGCCCCCCCAUACUCAGCCCCCCGCCACCCCCGGCCAGUACUCGCCCCCCCAGCAGCCCCCCGCCGCCCCCACCACACACGUUACCCCCACCACCAGUCCCACACACCCCGCCCCCCCCCCCUGCACCACCACCAUCACCACUACUACCUACCCCGCCUACCCCCCCGCCCCGCCCCUCUACCAGUACUGGGGGGGCGGGGGGCUGGUGCUGACGCCCCCCUCGUCUCCCCGCGCCCCGGGCCUGGUCGCCGCCCCCGUGCUGUGCCCCCCUGCGCUGCCCCCCUCGGCCGCCGCCCCGCCGCGCCCCCGCCGCCGCCGCAGCCGCCGCCGCGUGGUGAUCCACACGUGCCCGCAGCCGGCCUGCCUCAAGACCUACACCAAGUCUUCCCACCUCAAGGCGCACCUGCGCACGCACACGGGCGAGAAGCCGUACACGUGCCGGUGGCGCGGCUGCGGCUGGCGGUUCGCGCGCUCCGACGAGCUGACGCGACACUACCGCAAGCACACGGGCGACCGGCCCUUCCAGUGCAGGCUGUGCGAGCGAGCCUUCUCGCGCUCCGACCACCUCAGCCUGCACAUGAAGCGGCACUCCGCGGCGGCCUCGGCGGUGCUGGCGCCGUGACCUGCACGCAGCUACCACCGCCACCACCACAACCUGUACCAGCCUGACCCUCCUCGCCGUGACCCCGGCCUGCACGACACAUGACUCAGCAGCAGGUCGUGGCAGGCUCCAGGCUGACUCUCUACCCCUUCCCCCAGUGCUGCACGCCCCUCUCCCCCGUGUGGGUGUGCGCCUCUCCCCCGCGUCCUGGGUGUAGUAGUUGUAGUGUUUUGUUAUAUACGUCAAUAAAUUAUUCUUCA
Molecule: messenger RNA, 1783 nt
Organism: Eriocheir sinensis (Chinese mitten crab)
Lineage: Eukaryota; Metazoa; Arthropoda; Malacostraca; Decapoda; Varunidae
Product: Krueppel-like factor 2
Exons: 3
Coding region: 603-1544 (313 amino acids)
Biological process (GO): regulation of transcription by RNA polymerase II
Molecular function (GO): DNA-binding transcription factor activity, RNA polymerase II-specific; RNA polymerase II cis-regulatory region sequence-specific DNA binding
Source: RefSeq, a predicted model, not a curated record